AUGUAUUACAGGGCAAGGAAUAAUAAGACAAGAAUAGAAUUGUAUGUGGAGGAAACGGUACCCUUCCACAACUUAGAUGACUUCCGACGUUUCUUUCGGGUUUCCAGAGCAACAAUUGAAUGUUUAUGUAGAAAUAUUGCCCACUUUCAACAGUUACAACCUGGGUGGACGGGUGGAAGAGAAUUUAUUUCAACAGAUAAACACUUGUUAAUUAGCCUUUGGUAUUUGGCAACCCAAGAUAGCAUUCACAGCAUAUCAGACAGAUUUAAUGUUACAGAGUCCUCUGUUAUUAGAUGUCGAACAAGGAUCACUGACAUUUCUGUUAAUCAUCUAAAACAAGUUUUUAUUUUACUACCUUCUGCUAAUGAACGCCAGGAAAUAAUGGACAAAUUUGAACAAAAACAAAAUUUUCCUGGUGUAUUGUGUGCUUUAGAUGGAACUCAUAUUGCAAUAAAAGCACCUAAAAACCAUCCAGAAACUUAUGUCAACAGAAAGGGGUUUUACUCAAUUAUCUUGCAAGGAAUUUGCAGAGAGGACCUUAGAUUCAUUCACUGCAUAGCAGGUUGGCCUGGAAGCUGCCAUGAUGCCAAGGUUUUUAAGAAUACAGAUAUAUGGGAAAAUGGUUUGGCAGUUUGUGGCAAUGGACAUUUUCUUGGAGAUGGAGCCUAUCCUUUGAGAAGCUGGUUGCUUACUCCUUAUCGUGACACAGGCCAUUUGACACCCCAACAGAGAAAUUACAACUAUCGUCAUUCCGGCACAAGAGUGACAAUUGAGCGGGCGUUAGAA
Messenger RNA from Saccostrea cuccullata (small rock oyster), 786 nucleotides. RefSeq names its product putative nuclease HARBI1. The annotation marks the transcript as partial. The transcript has a single exon. The record is from RefSeq and is a predicted model, not a curated record. Lineage: Eukaryota; Metazoa; Mollusca; Bivalvia; Ostreida; Ostreidae.